Molecule: messenger RNA, 3045 nt
Organism: Girardinichthys multiradiatus
Lineage: Eukaryota; Metazoa; Chordata; Actinopteri; Cyprinodontiformes; Goodeidae
Gene: il7r
Product: interleukin 7 receptor
Exons: 8
Coding region: 68-1333 (421 amino acids)
Biological process (GO): positive regulation of receptor signaling pathway via JAK-STAT; cytokine-mediated signaling pathway; hemopoiesis
Cellular component (GO): membrane; external side of plasma membrane
Molecular function (GO): cytokine receptor activity; protein binding
Source: RefSeq, a predicted model, not a curated record
AGUGUAGUUCUGACUGAGUAGAGAACAGGUGAGUUCAUCUGCAGCUGAAUGGAGACCUGCUGAGAAGAUGUUGUCUGGCUGGAGGAUCACAGUGUUGCUGCUGCUGCUGGAGGCGGCUGGAAGUGAAGCUCAGAGUGGAGAUGGAGACUUGGACACAGAGCUCCAACUCAGCUGCAGCUCUCACAUCAGCAUCAAAGGUCCUGGCAACCUGACCUGCCAGCUGCUCGGACGCAGAAGCAACGAGGACGAUGAAGAUGGAGAAGGAGAAACUAUCAAGAAGAUGAUUGUGUGUCAAGUUCACAUCAGAAGAGAAAAAAAAUGUUUCCAGGCUCAUGGAGCCACGGUGACAUCAGAAGAUCUGAAACCUUUGCCUGCAGUGAACGUGACUGUCCACCGGAAGGGAGGAGGCCAGAUUUCAGCGACAUUCUACCUGCAGAAGAUAGUGAAACCAAAAAGUCCGCAGGUCUGGAACGUCACCUCUGAGCCGCAGCUGAACCGGACCGUGGUUUAUAUCCAGAUCCCUUACACCAAGGACUACCUGACACUGGAAAACCAGAUCUUCCAGCUGAACCUGUGGACCAAAGGAAGCAACAUUACCCAAAACAUCUCAUCACAGAACUUCCUCCAGAUUAACAUGGAGCAUCUCCGUAAACACUCUGAGUAUCACGUGAAAGUCCGAGCGAUCCCUAAUGAACACAAAAGGGGUCUGCAGGGAACCUGGAGCGAAUGGAGCAAGGUGUACACCUUCUUCACACCACCUGAAGAGAAAAGGCCACCGAGUCCAGAAGAGUGGCAGCUGACCAUGUACGUACUCAUAGUGAGCUUCAUCUCGGUGGUGGUGGUUCUGUCCAGCAUCUUCGUCUUCUGGAAAAACAAAAUCUUCACCUACAUGUGGCCGAGCAUCCCGCAUCCCAAACAGACACUGGUUAAGAUCUACAAACCAAACAAAGGCCUGCUGCUGAACCUGAACCCUGAGGUUUUUAGUUCCCUGAAAGUUUACCCGCUGGAGAAAACCAAUUUUGAGGAAACAGAACCUUCGCUUGGUCCUGCUGCUGCUGAUGGGUCCCAGUCCAGCUCAAACCAGAGCUCUGACUGCAGGAGCACCACCAGCGUUAGCACCGAGGAGCUGGAGAUCUCUGCCCUGCUCAGUAGGAGCGCCUCUUAUGGGGAGGAUAGCCUCCCGAGCAGCAGCCCGUCUCCCGUCAUGGUCCUACAGCGAGAAGACGAGGCUCAGAACCUUCAGCCUGAAAACGGCAGCCGAGGAAACGCGGUUGGGAUGAACCAGCCAGAGGAGGCCUAUGUCACCAUGUCCAGCUUCUAUCAGAUCAAAUAGGACCAGAGCUGAUCAAACUUGUGAGAGACACACUGAAGGAAGCCCAAAAUGAAACAUCUCACCAACUGCUGGUUGAGUGUUAAUCAAGGUUUGAAGGAAGAUCCUGGCAGAUUUUAGCGAUUCUGAUGGACAACAUCAUUAUUGUUCCCUAAACUUUACAGAACAUCUAACCUUCAUCCAGCCAGCCUUUCUUAGAUCUUCUCAGUAGAUUUCAUGUUAGGAAGCAGAAUGUAGAGAAAUUGAGCUCUGGGUCGAGUAUAGCAUCUAGAUCUCCUCGCUCUCCAGAGGAACAUUUGUUAUCCCAGGAGCCCUCCUCAGGCGUCUUAGAGUUUCUUCAGUGUCUGAUCUCAGGUGUCCUCUCAGUAUUUAAUGUGUUGAGCUCUGGUCUCACUGAGCUGCUCUCUGACUGGACCUUGCUGGUCUGUUUAAACUGGAGAACCUUUCAGCCUUCCUGGUCCGCUUUAAGACUCCAAACCCAUGAACCUGAGAACAACCAUUGCUUUUCACUGGCUACAUUCACACUAACAGAGGACACAGUGAUACAACAAUUGGUCACAUGUUAGACACCGGCCAAUCAGAGCCAAGCAUUUAUUCGGACUAUUUCUAACACAUGUUCUUCGCCUGCUGCCAGAUUAAUGAAACUUCCUUUUCAAGAUUUGAUCUGAACUUUAAUGUUUUCCUUAAAUGUAGCAGUUUGAUGGGUCCAGGCUGCUGACAUGUUCACUGUUUUUAUUUAAAUCUACACUUCAUAUAUGGACGUUGCUCAUGGAGGAACAAACCCCUGCUGGUGUUUUUGGACAUUUUACUAUAACUCUGUACAUCUGGGAGGAUGUAGAAGGAUCUUCAGAUCUUUGGGCUCUCCAGGAUGCUAAAUUACCUUACACAGAAAGUUCUGUUGGUUGUGUUGAACACGGUAAAAGGUUUCGAUUCAUAAAAGAAAGUGGGGUCGACACAUUUCCUCACAGUGACACACAUUCAGUUCGCUUUAGUUUGGUUCUGUUCAGUUUAUUUUAGAGCACCAGUUCAUCAUGAAGGUUAUCUGAAGGCACUUUACGACACAAACGGAUCCAAUUCAUCUCCAGGAGUCCAUAAUCAUCCAUCAAUCCAUUAAUUUGGGUCAGAACUGGGUCCAAAGCCAGGUUGACCCUAUCAGACAGUUUCAGUUGUUCAUGUUCAGCCUCCAGAACCUUCUGAGUGUGUCUUCAUGUUGGGUUCAAAGAACCCUGGUUUUAUUUGUCACCUGAUUCUUUCCUGGUUCCUCCCAGAAGUAAAACUUGUAGAAACACCAGUGAUGUACUUUAAAAGCUGCUCCAGUCUGAACUCAUCUGCACUGGGACCCUCGUAGAACCACACCACCUGCUGCUGCAGGGUCUCAUUUGUCCAACAGCACUGCAACGCAUCAUGCGUCACGUCUGGAUGCACUGAGUAAUCUGCAGGGAACUUUUUGUUGCUAUGGUGACCUGUUUGUUUGAUGGACCUGUUUGUUCUGGUUGUGGUCGGAUUACCGUCAUAGAGACCCAAAACACAACGCUGCUGCUGUAACAUUGACCCAACCGACACUUCAGGAGCAUCCAGAGAAGAUUGUACGCUUCAUCUCCCACUGAUUCAGCUUCGUUUGUAUUAAAUGUUCUGUACACGCUGUAAGGUUUGAUAGAACCUUUAUUUAACCGUUUUAUCUGUUCAUGCACAAUAAAGUAAAGAAUGAAUAAGAA